This is a messenger RNA of Galendromus occidentalis (western predatory mite), 1137 nucleotides long. RefSeq names its product RNA-binding protein S1 (gene RnpS1). Bases 147 to 980 code for a protein of 277 amino acids. Gene Ontology annotation, biological process: mRNA splicing, via spliceosome. Lineage: Eukaryota; Metazoa; Arthropoda; Arachnida; Mesostigmata; Phytoseiidae. The record is from RefSeq and is a predicted model, not a curated record. Gene Ontology annotation, cellular component: ASAP complex; cytoplasm; nucleoplasm. Gene Ontology annotation, molecular function: RNA binding. The transcript is spliced from 4 exons.
GUGCACGAUCAACACACACAUUGAUCCGGCGGCGUCGUGAGAUCCGACCAGCAUUUCGCGAAGGCGUAUUCUUCUUGAGAUACGUUAAAAAAAAUCGUAUCCUUCCCGUAUCGACUGCGCUCGGUGUUCCCGCGUAUCCCUACAGAAUGACCGUCGAUAAACGCGACUCUUCGGUGGAGUCGAAGGACAACGAACGGAAAAGCCGCGAGAAGACCAAAAACCGGCGAUCGUCCUCGUCGUCCUCUUCGUCAUCUUCAGAUUCCAGUUCGUCGUCGAGCUCGUCGAAUAGCUCUUCGAGCUCAAGUUCAUCGAGCUCCUCGAGUUCGGCUACGUCUAAAAGUCCGUCCCGUAGCCCGAAGAAAGCCGCUGCUUCUCGCGGCGGGGGAAGCGGCCGGCGAUCCCCUUCGAGAUCGCGCAGUCCGAGGAAAGAUCGAUCUCGCUCUCGAUCGCCACGUCGUCGUUCACGGUCUCCCAAGCGCCGGAGCAAAAGUCAUAGCUUGAGUCCUCUGAGAUCUCAGAAAGUUCACGUGGGAAGACUUACCAGAAAUGUCACCAAAGACCACAUAAAAGAAAUCUUCUCACAUUUCGGAACAAUAAGUACCGUCGACAUGAUCAUGGAAAGGCAUCAUCCGCACAUAUCCCGCGGAACCUGCUACGUCGAGUUCGAAACCCAUGAGGAAGCCAGCAAAGCCAUCAAAUACAUGGAUGGCGGUCAGAUCGACGGUCAGGAGAUUACAGUGAACGUAGUGCUCCCCCUCAUGAAAACCGACAAACCACCUAUGAGACGAGACCGCGGGGGUUUCCGCGGUGGUUUCAGGGGCAACGACCGUCGCCGAGAUCGAGACAACAAGCGCCGCAGUCCGAUCCGUCGCCGGAGUCCGAGACGCUCUCCCUUCAGGAGGUCACCGCGUCGCAGAAGUCGCAGUCCAGUCAAUCGUCGCCGAAGGAGAUCAUCGUCAUCCAGAAGUUCGUCGCGCUAGGUCGAUGCGGGAUUUUGACAAGGCUUUCCAACAUUCGAGUCCGCACUCUAAAAGAAAAUCCGAGGAGACGGAAUUUUUUCCUUCGCCGAUAAUAAUUGCAUCCGCGAGGAAGGCUGAUAUUCAGAAGAGUUUUUGAAGUAAUACAAACAAUUGCUCG